Messenger RNA from Bombus terrestris (buff-tailed bumblebee), 2031 nucleotides. It is a transcript of the gene Kap-alpha1, whose product is annotated as importin subunit alpha-7. The transcript is spliced from 8 exons. Gene Ontology annotation, molecular function: protein binding; nuclear import signal receptor activity. Gene Ontology annotation, biological process: NLS-bearing protein import into nucleus. The coding region runs from base 179 to 1774 and encodes 531 amino acids. The record is from RefSeq and is a predicted model, not a curated record. Gene Ontology annotation, cellular component: nucleoplasm; cytoplasm; nucleus. Lineage: Eukaryota; Metazoa; Arthropoda; Insecta; Hymenoptera; Apidae.
ACCUAUCAGCGUUCCGCAAGCAAGACCCGUGAUUCCUUGCGCGUUGGAGUUCAGAUCAAGGAUUUCUGAUCGGUCGUCGUAAUUUGAAGAGGUGAAAAAAAGUGCGGAGGUGCUUUUAUUCGAUAUCCUUUAUGAGAUCUUACAUUUAACGGUUGGCUCCUGAAUUUCUUUCGCAGCCAUGUCAGCCGCAACUACACACAAAUAUCGUUACAAAAAUGUGGGCUUGGACUCGCAAGAACUAAGACGGCGUAGAGAAGAGGAAGGCGUUCAAUUAAGAAAACAGAAAAGAGAACAACAGUUAUCGAAGAGGCGCAAUGUUCCUAACAUAGUUACUGUUGAUGAUGAUAUUGUUUCGGCAAAUGAAUCUGCUUUUGCUGCACCACAAUCAAAAACCGCCAUUAUGGUACUUGAAAUGGUGCAGGAAUUGUACAGUCCUAAUCCUAAAGAUCAAUUGGCUGCUACACAAAAAUUUAGAAAAAUGUUGUCUAGGGAACCAAAUCCACCGAUAGAUGAAGUUGUAAAAACUGGAAUUGUACCUAAAUUUGUUGAAUUCUUGCAGAAUAAUGCGAACUGUACGCUACAGUUUGAAGCUGCUUGGGCUCUAACAAAUAUAGCGAGUGGAACGUCUCAACAAACACGUGUGGUAGUGGAUGCGGGAGCUGUACCUAUCUUCAUAUCAUUACUUGGUUCUGAAUAUGAAGAUGUACAAGAACAAGCAGUUUGGGCAUUGGGUAAUAUUGCAGGAGAUAGCGCUGAGUGUAGAGAUCACGUAUUAGACAAUGGAAUCCUCACACCUCUUCUGCAAUUACUUUCUAAAGCAACACGUUUAUCGAUGACACGUAAUGGGGUGUGGGCACUAUCGAAUCUUUGUCGAGGCAAGAGUCCACCACCAGAAUUCACGAAAGUGGCGCCGUGUUUACCAGUUUUAGCUCAUUUUCUUAAUCAUACCGAUAGUGAUGUUCUAGCAGAUGCUUGUUGGGCUCUUUCCUACUUAAGCGAUGGACCGAAUGAAAAAAUUCAAGCAGUUAUCGAUGCAGGUGUCUGCAGACGUUUGGUAGAGUUACUCAUGCAUCAACAGGAAAAUGUAAUCAGCGCCGCGCUUCGAGCAGUGGGUAAUAUAGUUACAGGGGACGACGUACAAACACAAAUCGUUCUUAAUUGUUCUGUGUUGCAAUGUUUGUAUCAUCUAUUGAAUUUGUCACUAGAAAGUAUUCGCAAAGAAGCUUGUUGGACAAUCUCUAAUAUUACAGCAGGAAAUCCUCAGCAAAUUCAAGCUGUCAUCGAUGCCGGUAUAUUUCCCGUCCUAAUUGAUAUUUUAGCGAAAGCUGAAUUCAAGAUUCGAAAAGAAGCAGCAUGGGCAAUCACCAAUGCUACAAGCGGUGGUGCACCUGAACAAAUACGUUAUAUCGUUGUUGAAGGAUGUAUUCCACCCUUAUGCAAUUUGUUAACGGUAAUGGAUCCUAAGAUCGUUCAAGUUGCAUUAAGCGGAUUGGAAAAUAUCUUGCGUGUAGGAGAACAAGAUGCUGCCACGAAUAAUGGUAUCAAUCAUUAUGCGGUACAAAUUGAGGAAUGUUUCGGCCUAAAUAAAAUAGAAUUUUUGCAAUCUCAUCAAAAUGUAGAAAUCUAUCAGAAGGCCUUCGACAUAAUUGAACGAUAUUUUGGAUCUGAAGAAGAAGAUACGCGAGUCGUACCAACUAUUGACGCGCAAGGACAACAGUUCCAAUUUAGAGCGCCCGAUUCAUCUCAGCUACCGGUCGAGGGUUUUGAGUUUUAAUCCACUAGUUUUAAUGAGACCUCCGAUUGUAUCAGCUGAUUUGACCUUGUUUCGUUCGUUGUGUUUACAACUAUUUUUCCUGAAAUAGACAUUUUAAAAAUGGAAGAAAAAAGUUCAAUCAGAUACAAAACAGUGGUACAACUACUACGUAUAUUUUGAAUUCGUUUGUAUCGAUCAGAAUAUCAGUAAAAACAAAUCUCGAAGUGAUCAGUUUUUUGCUCGACGAUAAAGAUGAGUAAAAUGUUUAUACGCAGUUA